This is a messenger RNA of Microbotryum saponariae, 1790 nucleotides long. NCBI's taxonomy places the organism in Eukaryota, Fungi, Basidiomycota, Microbotryomycetes, Microbotryales, Microbotryaceae. The record is from the annotation of a GenBank genome assembly.
AUGGCAGAACCGAGACCGUCUGCAACAGACUCAAGCGCUGUUUCGGUGGCGGGAACUUCAACUUUAUCAGCGCCAUCGAACCUGGCACCAGCUGUACCCCCUCGGCCUCAGCCUCGACCCUCCGAGGUAGCUGCUUCAGCGCGACGAGCGGCUGGGCCCUCGUCGGCUUUCAAAGUCCCGUUCUUUGCUAGUGCUGCUCAGCCUGAGAUAGGUCAGUGACUGGCAUGAAAGACUACUAGAUUCAAUGGCAUAACUGACUUUGAAGUGUUUUGCCCGCUCCUUCAGUGCGAGCGAAUCAGAAGGACUUGUACUAUCUUUCCCAAUUAACGGAGCGCUUCGAGGAUGUUGCAAGAUCAUUGCUGGGUGAGGACUGGAGCAUCCCGGUAUGGCUGACAGGACAGGCAGCUGAUGAUCGAGAUCCCACAGGUACACGGUGGCUGCAGAAUUGGAAUAAGGAGCUGCAGCAUGGCAGUCGAUUGGCCUACUUUGGGCUAACGACAUUGCUAGGUCGGUCAAGGAUGGACUACGCGAGGGAGGAGGCACGCAUGCUGAUCAUGUCAUAAUCGAUAUUCAGGCUCUCAAACUCUCGGUGAAGAGUACUGCGACAUCUUGCAGUACGAUGUCAAAACGCGCAAACCGGCUUCUCCUCGAGUCAGUUCCGUCGGGCACAUCGGUCGAGCUUCGAAGGCCACAACAAACUGACAGCUCCGUGAUUUCUUCCUCACUUCAGAAACGUGGCGUGUUGAUCUCGCUCCACAUCGUCUUUCCUUACGUGGCCGCUCGCUUGUACUCCGCAGCUCGGCGGCGACUAAUCGCUCGGCACGAAUCCAUUCUUGCCGCUCGAGCGCAGGAGGAUUCGCUCGAUGACCUCUUUUCGUCCGGCGAGGCACUACCACCACUCAAGAAGUCUCUAUACAAGCGGAUGAUAGAGUCGAUCGCGGCUCUUGCGGCCGAGAUGCCGUCAUUUGAGACGUUGACCGAGGACUAUCUUCGAAGCGUGCACCUUGCCGUAUUUUAUCUGUUUGGGCGGUACUAUAACUUGAGCAAGCGGGGCGCCGGUAUUCGAUUCGUCAGUACUGUUAUCUCAGUAUCAUCUUGACUUCAUAUACAAUGCAUACUGAGCCUGCCCUGUUCUCGAUUGCAGAUCUCAACGCAAUCGCGACCAACAGGCCAAAGUGCGAGCGGCGGCGCAGUGCCGACCUCGUACGAAGUGCUCGGCGUGUUGAUGGCCGUCCAGCUGGUUGUACGAACGCUGCUCGCUAUUCGACGACGUCGAGCCGCUCAAGAUUUGCAGAUCAAGAAGUCGCCCGAGCGAAAGGAACGAGAGAAGCAGCAGAAGGAAGCGACGAAGAAGCGGUUCUUGGUCGAUGGACGACCCUUGUCGAGCCUCGUGUUCGAUCCCGACGACCCGGAACAAGCAUCACCUUAUCCCGACGAUGAAGAAGGGGCGGAUGCGAGGGAUCGGAGGUGUACGCUCUGCCUGGGAACGAGGAGGGAUCCGACGGCGACCGAGUGUGGUCAUGUCUGUGAGUGGCACUUGGAACCUUGUUCUAUGGCAAGCUCGACCUUGGACACGUGAAGCUCAUGAAGUCUUCAUGGUGUCUCUGUAUCAGUCUGUUGGGAAUGUGUCGUGGGCUGGGCUCGGGAAAAGGUGAGCCGAAACCCCCGUUUUUUUGUUGUCGAGUUUGAGUCAACUAAAUGAUUCGACUUGUAUGCUCUUGCAGCCGGAAUGCCCGUUGUGCCGACAGUCGAUUGCUUUGUCCAAGUUAUUGCCUUUGUAUAAUCUGUAA